Messenger RNA from Punica granatum (pomegranate), 1203 nucleotides. Lineage: Eukaryota; Viridiplantae; Streptophyta; Magnoliopsida; Myrtales; Lythraceae. The record is from RefSeq and is a predicted model, not a curated record.
UCAGACCUUCCAUUCGCAAAAGUCUCUCCUCUCCUCUCCUCUCCUCUUCACCUCUCUCUCUCUCUCUCUCUCUCUCUCUCUCUCUUCCCGUGAAUUAUAAAGCGAAGUCCGAAGCUCGGAUCGCAUCUUCUUUCUCCUCCUCGACCGAGACAAUGGCAGCUUCUCCGUCGCCGCGCGAAGAGUUCGUCUACAUGGCCAAGCUGGCCGAGCAGGCUGAGCGCUACGAGGAGAUGGUCGAAUUCAUGGAGAAGGUCUCGGCCGCCGCGGCCGACGCCGAGGAGCUCUCCGUCGAGGAGCGCAACCUCCUUUCCGUGGCCUACAAGAACGUCAUCGGCGCCCGCCGUGCUUCCUGGCGCAUCAUCUCCUCGAUCGAGCAGAAGGAGGAGAGCCGCGGCAACGACGACCACGUCUCCCUCAUCCGCGACUACCGCUCCAAGAUCGAGGCUGAGCUUUCCAAGAUCUGUGACAGCAUCCUCAAGCUCCUCGACUCCCGCCUUAUCCCUGCCGCCUCCGCUGGCGACUCCAAGGUCUUCUACCUCAAGAUGAAGGGCGACUACCACAGGUACCUCGCCGAGUUCAAGACCGGCGCCGAGCGCAAGGAGGCCGCUGAGAGUACUCUCACCGCUUACAAGGCCGCUCAGGACAUUGCCAAUACUGAGCUUGCCCCAACUCACCCGAUUCGGCUCGGGCUGGCCCUCAACUUCUCCGUCUUCUACUAUGAGAUCCUGAACUCCCCUGAUCGUGCUUGCAACCUUGCCAAACAGGCUUUUGAUGAAGCAAUCGCCGAGUUGGACACCCUGGGCGAGGAGUCCUACAAGGACAGCACUCUGAUCAUGCAGCUUCUCCGCGAUAACCUGACCCUGUGGACCUCCGACAUGCAGGAUGAUGGGGCCGACGAAAUCAAGGAAACACCAAAGCCCGAUGAACAGCAGUGAGGUCUUCUCCACUGCUAAGUUAUAAUGUCAAUCGAUCUCCUCCUCUAUAUGUUUUUAAACGGAGAAGGUGCUUGCUAUUGAUUUCUCUUUCUCAAUCUGCUAUCUGUCUGAGUCCUAGGCAUGAACUGUUGUCUCUGUACCUGAACUCCCUGGGGGUUUCUUUUUUAGCUCUAUGUUAUCAAAUGGAUGUGCUUUCUGAUUACCUUAACUCUGCUGUUCCAUCGGCCGUGAAUGCCUUAAUUUUAUAAUCACUUCAGCUCGUUUUAUC